ACAAGAAUCUUUUGGAAUCCAUGGAAAAUAAGGACAGUAACAACAAGUUAGCUCCGGUCAGUCAAGAAGCUGAAACUAAUGAAUGUUUGAGCAAAGAAGAUCAGAAUCACACUGUUAAGAGAAAGAAUCAACAAGCUACUAGUCGUCUGAAUGAAGAUGUAUCUUCUGCAAGUCAGCAUUGCACAAAAUCGAGCUUUCAAUGGCCAUAUGCACCUCCGCCCAUUAUCUCACAGUUUUCGAAACCCUCUGUUUCUACCACCCAACAAACAUCAUCUGUCUCCCUGAACCAAUGGCAUCAACAACAGAAUUCCACCGCUGAUCAGCAGAAACCGUUUCCACAAAUGCACCAACCGACCACUCCUUUUUGGCUUCCGCCAGGACCAGGUUUUCCUGUAAUUCGAGCACCCGCUCCUUCAGGUUACCAAUGCAUUGUUCCAGUUGGAACCACAGAAGCCUCGUUGAGACAUGACCCACUGGCUUCAAGUCUGAGUUACCAAGCUGGAUUCCCACCUCCAAUGGGAUUUUCAGGUACUUGGGACCCUGCAUCUUGGUGGGGUCAACCACAACAAUCGCACCCACCUUAUACAUUUCCGGGACCAUAUGGCUACUUUCAAUUAGCACCGCCUGUAUUUCCCGAAACCCCAGUCACCUUUGGAGGAUCAAAUCAAAGAGGAAUUAUCCAACCAUCAGCAAAACUCUCUAAAAAACACCAGCUGAUGUGGGAUUCUCAGUCAUCAGAAAAUGUUCAAAUGUGGGCAGCUAUUACGAAGGUGCAAACAGAAAUGACUACUUACGGAAGCCGGCUAGCAAAAGUUGAAGCAGAGGUUUCAUCUAUCAAGUCGACUCUCGAGGAGUAUUCUGGGGCUGGAGCUGGUACUACUACAGCUGGGCAAUCGAUGAAAAGAGGGAGACCUAAGAAAGUUGCUUCAGCUGAAGUUUUGCCCUUUAUGGAGGAGUCUCAACCACGAGCUCGUGCGAGAAAGAUCAUUUCAUGUAAACCCCAAUCUGAGAAUAUAUUUCUGCAUGGAAAAAAAGAAAGGUUACUCAGCCAUAAGGAGAAAACAUUUCAAGCUGCAGCUGUUGAUGGAGCCAAUAUCCAGCAAGAGAUUGAUGGGAAAAUCUCAGGCAUCUCUACCAAUACUAUUGAGCUAAAUGAGAGUAAUGUCAAGGUGCCUCUAGAUGUCAAAACCACACCAACAGUUCAUGACAAGGUUAAUCAAGAGAUUCAAGGUGGUGGGUUCAGCCUCAAUUUCACAAAAGAAAUAAACGGAACUGAUUGCAGGUCGAAAAACAAGAAGACUGGAUUAUCAUUUCAGGCAGAGCAAGUUACAGGAACAAAUAGCAUCAUCAGUUCAACCAAUUUCAAAGAACAAAAGGGUAAUGGAAACCAUGGGUGGGUAUCUAACGUUUUACCUGAUGAUUGUGGAAGAAACCUAUUGGAAAUAAGAUCUCAUACUUUCUAUGAUACUGGUAGUGUUAGUGUUAUCAGACAAGGAGGAGAAGUCGUUCCUGGAUGGAGUUUCGUGAAUGAGGGGAAUCCUACAGAGGAGGAUGUUGGCAUGCUGUUAAGAUCAGGCAAUGAUGAGGAAGAAGAUACUAGCACAGGAGAUGAUGAAAUGGCUCACAGAGGAUGCAUGUGA
Molecule: messenger RNA, 1640 nt
Organism: Papaver somniferum (opium poppy)
Lineage: Eukaryota; Viridiplantae; Streptophyta; Magnoliopsida; Ranunculales; Papaveraceae
Exons: 4
Coding region: 21-1640 (539 amino acids)
Source: RefSeq, a predicted model, not a curated record